CAGGAAUUUCCCGUCAUGCCUCCCUGGGCGCCGGGCCCGUCCCCGCUAUCCCGGGGGGCGGAGGGCGGAGGGGGGGUUGGAGCCGCGGCCGCCGCUCCCUCGGGCCUCCCCUCAUGCGCGCUGCGCCGCCGCCGCCGCUCCUCUCCGCACUCGUCCUGGCGCUGGCGGCCAACGCAGGAGCCGCAGCUCUUGCCCCUGUUGUUUGCCUCUGGUUUUGUUGGUGAGGAUAUCACAGUGAUGUCUGCAUUCAACCUGCUGCAUUUGGUGACAAAGAGCCAGCCAGUGGCCCUGCGAGCCUGUGGGCUUCCCUCAGCUUUCCGUAAUGCAUAUCACCAAAGAUGUAUGAUUACAGGUGGCUCUUCACGUGUCCUGAAAGAGAAUAAAAGGUCAUGUAGGGAUAAAAAAGACUGUAAGGUGGUCUUUUCCCAGGAGGAGCUGAGGAAGCGGCUGACACCCUUGCAGUACCAUGUCACUCAGGAGAAGGGGACGGAAAGUGCCUUUGAGGGGGAGUACACACAUCAUAAAGCUCAAGGAAUAUACAAAUGUGUUGUUUGUGGAACUCCUUUAUUCAAGUCAGAAACGAAGUUUGACUCCAAUUCAGGUUGGCCUUCCUUCUAUGAUGUGAUCAGUCCCGAUACAAUUACUCUCACUGAUGAUUUUUCCUAUGGGAUGCAUCGGAUUGAAAUAUCCUGCAGUCAGUGUGGUGCACACCUGGGGCACAUUUUUGACGAUGGACCUCGUCCAACUGGCAAACGAUACUGCAUAAACUCUGCUUCGUUAUCCUUCAAGCCUGCAGAGAAGAACAGCGCUGGAGAAGGCAGUGGUAGCACCCGUCCUGCCCAAACAGGCAAAGCUGAGCUGUAGGACAUGGCAAACCCUCAGAGAGCUGCUCUCAUCCCGCACAGCUCACAAGGCAUGUUUUCUGAGUUGCCUGCUACCUUAUAUCCUAAGAAUGUGUAAAUGUAUGAGAGCAUUUUGCACCAUCCUUUUUCUUCCGCUCCUUUCUGGAGCUGGGGCCUUGCCUGCCAGUGCAUUUUACUAUAUAAUUGGAUUGAAAAAAAAUGCAUUGACUGACUCCACAGGUUUUCUUCUUUUUUCUUUUUCUUUCUUUCUUUUUUUUUUUUUUUUUUUUUUUAGAGAUUGCUUUGGGGAAUCCUUAAAUCAAGGGGCUUUGGCAUUGCGAGUUAGGAGUUUCUUACAGUAAGUCUGAAUAAUAUUCCUUUUUGUGUGGGGGAUGGGAAUUGUGUUUAUCUCCAGUUUAUAGGAAAUUUCUGGCUAUAAGAAAUCCCGGAUUCCCAGCACAUCUCUGCUUUGUUCUGACUUGCGAGGCACGCACCCUUGGUCAUAUGCAUUCAGCCAUCUCCGAGUUUCAGCCGCACCCUGCAAAGGCUUGUAUUUAUGGCAGUUCCUUCCCAACUAGAAGAGAUGGAUAAGAUGCACAGCCCAUCUUUUGACUAACUUACUGCCAAAAUUUCAAGGGCGUAGUUAGAAAGGGUGUAAACAUUGUCUCAGCAUCUGUUUUCCCCUCUGGUAUUCAAAUAAAGGUUCUAACCUGUAAGGCUCACUUAUGCAAGCUUCUAAUGAGACUUGAUUUUGUGAGGCCUGAAAUCUGAAUUAAGGCUGAAAUCUGCCAGGGCCAUUCCAUGGACAAUUGCAGAGAUGAACCGGAGCACUGCUAGAUAAGGGAUGACACCCUUUAUCUUUUUAUCUGGUCAGCUGCUUGACAGUAGGAUUCAGAAACAGGACAAUUUCUGCUAAAAGGGAGCUGAGGAACGCAGCAGGCAGAGGGACACCUGAAGUGCCCUGUCUGACAGCGUGGCCUGGACACGUGCUGCCUGCAGGGCCACAGCCCUUGUUUUGUGCAAUUGCAAUGCAGGACACAAGUGCAGAGUUGGUUUAAGAAACCGAAUGGAAAAAAGCCUAUCAAAGCUCCAGCAGUUUUCAUGUAGCAAAAUUUGCCAUCCCAUAAGGUGUUUUUCACAGCUGCUUUUAGAUUUCAUUGAAUAAGUUUGCCUAGAGUUGUGCAUAAUACUGUUUCUUAAGCUAUAACAUACAGCAUUUGCUGACACCGCUUUGCCUUUAAGCGUUGAGAGACUUGAUGAAUACAGUAUUCACUUUUAUUAGCAAACCGUGUGUCUAACAUAUUUGGAUCCAGUUUUAUUUCCAGGAGGAGCAAAACAACCACUGAUUUUUAUGGAAGCAGGAUCGAGGUUUUUAUGUCGGUGAUAAUAAACACAUUUCCUAGAGUACGAACAUACUUCUGUUAAAAUACAGCAACUGUAAAAGCAUGCAGAAUGGCCAGAAUUGCCAAUACAAAUAACAAAUGCAUGAAAAAAGCAUACAGUACCUUAGCUUAGACUACAUGCAAAUCAGAUGAUAAAUACUUAGAGCUGAAAGUGCAGUGAGCACCUACUCGCAUGAGCAUUCCCCCAGAUGUCAUAUAGGGAAUAGCUACUAGCAAGGCUACUGCAGACUGACCUGUGCUGUUUCAAGGCAGUCAAGUUCCUCCUGGUCCCGUCGGUUUUUAGCAGUUUCUUAGAGAAGGGCUGCUCUGAUCCCUUGCUUUUAUUUAAAGAAAAGUAGGUUUUCUCGACCACAUUUUCUGACAUAAACGUAAAAAAGGCAGCAUCUAUAAAAAUGUGGUACGUAAAUGUGGUUUAAUUCCAGAUUGCUGUUGGAUUUAAGUGUUAUCAAAUUUCAGUCUAUUUCUGCCUUAUGUUAAAGAAAUAUAUUGCUUGAACUUCAGUAUGCAGUAAUGUGUGCUGUCCUACAGGAGAUUUAUUUUUGCAGGAUAUGGAGUGCAAUGAAAUGAGUCAAUAUGGUGAGGUGUAUGUGAUCUCUGGGAGUUAGACCAUUUAACAUAGGAAAUGCAUUGUUCUCUCCUGUGUGCAAACUAUACUACAGCACAGGGCAAGGCAAGACAGAUUUCCUUUUAUUGCUUUUAGAAGAUGCUAGGAAGGGCUAGUGUUGAACCCUCCAAAUUUGGUUCGGUCUGGUUAUGAUCAUGCCAGAGGAAAUUUGGGAAUAGAGCACAACGUAUAGAACAAUAGGAGAGUAUUUCUGUAUCUUUACAUUUUGCACAGUCUAGAUGCUUAUGAAAACUAAAUGCAAAUUGGGUAGAAAUAGCAAACUAUAUUUUAUAAUAUCUCUGUUGUUACUCAGAUGUUUAAAUAGCAUACCUUAAAAUACUGUGUCACACGUUAUUUAUAUAUACUAUAUAUAUAAAAAAUUGCACAUGUUUAUAUAUAUAUAUAUAUAUAUAUAUACGUGCACAAACAUAUAUCUAUCCAAGUAUAAUUUUAGCUUCAGUACCUUUUUAAUAACUGAAACCUUUCCUUAAAAGAGUUCAAUACUUUUAAGAAAUCAAAUAUACGUUUUUCAAAUUAAAUUUGUUUUCAUAUAUUUGUUGUACACAAAUAUAAAAUAAAUUCCUUUAUAAAUAA
This is a messenger RNA of Tympanuchus pallidicinctus (lesser prairie-chicken), 3443 nucleotides long. It is a transcript of the gene MSRB3, whose product is annotated as methionine sulfoxide reductase B3. Lineage: Eukaryota; Metazoa; Chordata; Aves; Galliformes; Phasianidae. Gene Ontology annotation, molecular function: peptide-methionine (R)-S-oxide reductase activity. The record is from RefSeq and is a predicted model, not a curated record. The transcript has 8 exons. Gene Ontology annotation, cellular component: cytoplasm. Gene Ontology annotation, biological process: response to oxidative stress; protein repair. The coding region runs from base 16 to 864 and encodes 282 amino acids.